AUGAAACUAAGCCUCCUGCGGCUGGACCUUGAGGGGACAAAAGAGGAGACUCCUGUGGUGGGGUUCAGUCUGACCCGUAUUCAAUCUGGCAGAGGUGCAGGUGCAAAAGUAUGGGAGCAGAAGAAGCUCUUCAUCUCUCCUGGGAUCCUCCCCAAUUUGCUCUCUGAAUCAGGGCUCCUGAAGCCAGACCACCAGGCCAUCCCCAAAAUGACAGUGGUGAAUGCAAAGGACAAGAAGCUGGGGGCUCUGGGCCAUUGCAACAAUUCCCACAACUACAACAUGAAUUUCCACAUGGCGAUUGGCUUGAGGGCCAAGGAGGACCAAUAUAGCCUCAGUUUCCACACCUGCUGUAGCCUGAUGCUGGGGUAGGAGCGGCCAUUGGACAUCACGGUAAUGGUCCAGGAGAAAAACCCCGAGGGCUUCCUGUGGAUGGUGGAAAUGCCUUUCAAGCUGUCUGUGGUCAUGUCUGCCUGCUUCCUGGCUGCUGGCUUCUUCUGGGUAUCUGUCUUCUGCAAGAACAUGUGCAACGUCUUCAAGAUCCACUGGCUCAAGGCAGCCCUGGCUUUCACCAAUGCCUCGCUCCUUUUCCACAGUAUCAACUACUGUUUUAUCAACAGCUGAGGCCACCCCAUCAACGGCCUCACUGUCGUGCACUACAUCACACACAACAGAAAGGGCUGGGUGCCCCAUCUCACCACACCCCUCCCGACCUCCAGGCUGAAGGCUGUCCUCUUCACCACCAUUGCCUUGAUCAGUUCCAGCUGGUCCCUUGUCAAGAAUGUUCUGUCCGACAAGAAGGUCUUUGGGAUCAUGAUCCUGAUACAGGUUCUGGCCAACAUGGCCUGCGCCAUCGUCCAGUCCGGUGAGGAGGGCGUCAGUGACUAUGGGCUUCUCUUUCUGGUGGAUCAUAUCUACUGUGAUGCCAUCCUCUUUCCUGUGGUUUGGUGA
Molecule: messenger RNA, 948 nt
Organism: Artibeus jamaicensis (Jamaican fruit-eating bat)
Lineage: Eukaryota; Metazoa; Chordata; Mammalia; Chiroptera; Phyllostomidae
Gene: GPR108
Product: G protein-coupled receptor 108
Biological process (GO): transport
Cellular component (GO): membrane; Golgi apparatus
Source: RefSeq, a predicted model, not a curated record